CCAGCUGGGACACCCCUGGAUCUGGGUUAAAACGCUGACAGUCGGGCCUGUGGCUACCACCCCUUGUUCCUGCUCCUGAGGACUCAGUCUCAUGGCUCUGGCAAAGGUACCUGGAACCUGUCUGCUCACUGUGUGUGUCCGGCAGGCCCAUGGCCUGCCCUCCAAGGACCUAGUGACCCCCUCUGACUGCUAUGUGACUCUGUGGCUGCCCACGGCCUCCAGCCACAAGAUUCAGACAUGCACAGUCAAGAACAGCAGAAGCCCCAUCUGGAAUCAGAGCUUUCACUUCCGAAUCCACAGCCAGAUUAAGAACAUCAUGGAACUGAAAGUCUUUGACCAGGACCUGUUGACAAAAGACGACCCCGUGUUAUCAGUGCUGUUUGACGCAGGGACCCUGCGGGCUGGGGAGUUCCGGCGCGAGAGUUUCUCAUUGAGCCCUCAGGGUGAGGAGCGGUUAGAAGUUGAAUUUCGGCUGCAGAGUCUGACAGGCUGUGCCGAGCAGCUCAUCAGCAAUGGCAUCCUGGUGGCCCGGGAACUCUCCUGCUUGCACGUUCAACUGGAGGAGACAGAGGACCACAAGGAGUCAGAGCGCAGAGUUCAGCUUGUGGUUCCUGGAUCCUAUGAGGGUCUGCAGGAGGCCUCUGUGGGCACCAGAACUUUCUGCUUCCAUUGCCCAUCCUGCUGGGAGCAAGAGCUGGGUCUUCAUCUGCAGGAUGCCCCCCAGGAGCAACUGAAGGUGCCACUGAGGGCCCUACCUUCUGGCCAACUGAUGAGGCUUGUCUUCCCCAUGUCCCAGGAGCCCCUGAUGAGAGUGAAGCUGAAAAAAGAAGGACCAAGGGAGCUAGCCGUGCGGCUGGGCUGUGGGACCUGUGCGGAGGAGCAGGCCUUCUUGAGCAGGAGGAAGCAGGUGGUGGCCGCAGCCCUGAAGCAAGCCCUGCAGCUGGAUGGAGACCUGCAUGAGGAUGAGAUCCCAGUCGUAGCGGUUAUGGCCACUGGUGGUGGUAUACGGGCAAUGACUUCCUUGUAUGGUCAGCUGGCUGGCCUGAGGGAGUUGGGCCUCUUGGAUUGCAUCUCCUACAUCACAGGGGCCUCAGGUUCUACCUGGGCCUUGGCCAACCUCUAUGAGGAUCCAGAGUGGUCUCAGAAGGAUCUAGCAGGACCCACAGAGUUGCUGAAGAUGCAGGUGACCAAGAGCAAGCUGGGUGUGCUGGCCCCCAGCCAGCUGCAGCGGUACCGGCAGGAGCUGGCUGAGCGUGCCCGCCUGGGCUACCCGAACUGCUUCACCAAUCUGUGGGCCCUCAUCAAUGAGGCACUGCUGCAUGAUGAGCCCCAUGACCACAAGCUCUCAGAUCAGCGGGAGGCCCUGAGUCGUGGCCAGAACCCUCUGCCCAUCUACUCUGCCCUCAACACCAAGGGGCAGAGCCUGACCACCUUUGAAUUUGCAGAGUGGUGCGAGUUCUCCCCCUAUGAGGUCGGCUUCCCCAAGUAUGGGGCCUUUGUUCCCUCCGAGCUCUUUGGCUCUGAGUUCUUCAUGGGACGGCUGAUGAAGAGGCUUCCUGAGUCCCGCAUCUGCUUCUUGGAAGGUAUCUGGAGCAACCUGUAUGCAGCCAACCUCCAGGACAGCUUAUACUGGGCCUCAGAGCCUAGCCAAUUCUGGGACCGCUGGGCCCAGAAUCAGGCCAGCCUGGACAAGGAACAAGUCCCUCUUCUGAAGGUAGAAGAGCCACCCGCAACAGCUGACAAGAUAGCCGAGCUUUUCACUGACCUUCUGACGAGGCGCCCACUUGCCCAGGCCACACACAAUUUCUUGCAUGGCCUACAUUUCCACAAAGACUAUUUCCAGCAUCCUCAUUUCUCCAUCUGGAAAGCCACCACAUUGGAUGGGCUUCCCAACCAGCUGACCCCUAUGGAGCCCCACCUUUGCCUGCUGGAUGUUGGCUACCUCAUCAACACCAGCUGCAUGCCCCUCCUGCAGCCCACCCGGGAUGUGGACCUCAUCUUGUCGCUGGACUACAACCUCCAUGGAGCCUUUCAGCAGCUGCAGCUCCUCAGUCGGUUCUGCCAGGAGCAGGGGAUCCCAUUCCCGCCCAUCUCGCCCAGCCCAGAAGAGCAGUGCCAGCCUCGGGAGUGCCACGCCUUCUCCGACCCUGCCCACCCUGAAGCCCCUGUGGUGCUGCACUUCCCUCUGGUCAAUGACUCCUUCCGGGAGCACUCAGCUCCUGGGGUCCGGCGGACACCUGAGGAGGUGGCGGCUGGGGAGGUGAACCUGUCUUCAUCUGACUCCCCCUACCACUACACGAAGGUGACCUACAGCCAAGAGGCUGUGGACAAGCUGCUGCGCCUGACACAUUACAAUAUCUGCAACAGCCGGGAGCAGCUGCUGGAGGCCCUGCGCCUGGCUGUGCGGCGGAGGCGGCAACGCAGGCCUGAGUGAUGGCAGGCGAGGGAAGGUGCCUGGCCCCACCACCCUUGACUUUCAGGCUCAUUCCCCUUCUGCUCUGAGUUGGGGGUGGGGGACCAUCAUCGCCAAGUGUUCCAGAGCCUCUGGGGACUCAGCUGGCCCAGUCACAGUUCCACUGAGGUGUCUGCCCAGAACCGCCCAGAUGUGGUAGUGACUGAAGCACCAGCAACCCUGUCACAGAGGACAAGGCCCAGCUCCUUGUGGCUACAAAUGCAGCCAAGGCCCAGAGCUGACUUUCUCUGAGCAGGGGGAAGAUUUGGGGCUCAGAUGUUCUGUGGCAGCUGAGGGGAACUAAGGUGGCAGGAGCUCAGAGCAGUAUUGACCAAAGUUGUAUAAGUGCUCAAAGCCUCAUGACCUGUGUCUGUUUUCCCUUUCAUGCUACUUCAAAUAGUUGUACAGAAUGAAAUGGAGCACCUAGCACCA
This is a messenger RNA of Galeopterus variegatus (Sunda flying lemur), 2884 nucleotides long. It is a transcript of the gene PLA2G4B, whose product is annotated as phospholipase A2, group IVB (cytosolic). The transcript has 20 exons. Gene Ontology annotation, cellular component: cytosol. The record is from RefSeq and is a predicted model, not a curated record. Bases 92 to 2434 code for a protein of 780 amino acids. Gene Ontology annotation, molecular function: calcium-dependent phospholipid binding; calcium ion binding. Lineage: Eukaryota; Metazoa; Chordata; Mammalia; Dermoptera; Cynocephalidae. Gene Ontology annotation, biological process: glycerophospholipid catabolic process.